UUGCCCAUAGUGGCUUCCUCCAUCGUAUCCCUGUACUUCUUGGAGCUGACCGACCUCUUCAAGCCGGCCAACGUGGGCUUCCAGUGCUAUGACCGCACUCUCUCCAUGCCCUACGUGGAGACCAACGAGGAACUCAUCCCGCUGCUGAUGCUGCUCAGCUUGGCCUUCGCGGCCCCUGCUGCCUCGAUCAUGGUGGCCGAGGGCAUGUUGUACUGUCUGCAGUCCCGGCUGUGGGGCCGCGCUGGGGGGCCCGCUGGGGCCGAGGGGAGCAUCAACGCCGGUGGCUGCAACUUCAAUUCCUUCCUGCGGCGAACCGUGCGGUUUGUGGGUGUCCACGUGUUUGGCCUGUGCGCCACAGCCCUGGUGACGGACGUGAUCCAGCUGGCCACGGGUUACCACACUCCCUUCUUCCUCACCGUCUGUAAGCCCAACUACACGCUCCUGGGCACGUCCUGCGAGGUCAACCCCUACAUCACGCAGGACAUCUGCUCCGGCCACGACACCCACGCCAUCCUGUCUGCACGGAAGACCUUCCCGUCGCAGCACGCCACACUGUCGGCCUUCGCCGCGGUCUACGUGUCGAUGUACUUCAACUCCGUCAUCUCGGACACCACCAAGCUGCUGAAACCCAUCCUGGUCUUCGCCUUUGCCAUCGCCGCGGGCGUGUGCGGGCUUACGCAGAUCACGCAGUACCGCAGCCACCCGGUGGACGUGUAUGCCGGCUUCCUCAUCGGGGCAGGCAUCGCUGCCUACUUGGCCUGUCACGCGGUGGGCAACUUCCAGGCCCCACCUACAGAG
This is a messenger RNA of Mandrillus leucophaeus (drill), 798 nucleotides long. It is a transcript of the gene PLPPR3, whose product is annotated as lipid phosphate phosphatase-related protein type 3. Gene Ontology annotation, biological process: signal transduction; phospholipid dephosphorylation; phospholipid metabolic process. Gene Ontology annotation, molecular function: phosphatidate phosphatase activity. NCBI's taxonomy places the organism in Eukaryota, Metazoa, Chordata, Mammalia, Primates, Cercopithecidae. The record is from RefSeq and is a predicted model, not a curated record. The annotation marks the transcript as partial. The transcript is spliced from 6 exons.